Esox lucius (northern pike) is the source of this 3752-nucleotide messenger RNA. It is a transcript of the gene c10h6orf136, whose product is annotated as chromosome 10 C6orf136 homolog. The transcript is spliced from 8 exons. Bases 499 to 1836 code for a protein of 445 amino acids. The record is from RefSeq and is a predicted model, not a curated record. Lineage: Eukaryota; Metazoa; Chordata; Actinopteri; Esociformes; Esocidae.
UUGCGUGAUGCGUUCUGCGCGACAAGGGCAUUGGAAGAUAGAAUGACAUUUGAGUCACAUUACAUUAGAUUACUUCACAUUUCAAAAACAUUAAAUACAUCCAAAUUAAAACUCCGGACUCGUGGAUUGCCAUCAUAGUAUUUGGUCGUUGCUAAACUGGCUCAAUGCAAUUUCGAUCCAAUUGGCUUCUGACUCAGGCAGACUACGGUAUUACAGUACCGUUAAAAACUCUUUCAGUUAAUUUACCGCUGGUAUUUGCAAGAGCCGAACCGCAUAUCUUCUCUUUUAUAGAUACAGAGCGCCGGGGGAAAGGGAAGUACUGGAUGUCCGGUUUGGGAUUUAGAGAAAAACUUCAAGAUAAAGAGUUGUUUUUUUCUCUGAGAGUGGGAUGGUGCUGAUCUUGUGACUGUCAGAGUUGUCCCCAACCCCCGUCCCUUGGUGAUAAGGGUGUCUUCUGCCCCUCUGGUGACCGGGGUUACCCCAGCCCCCCGGCUUUGAAUGGCUGCAUGUAGAGGAGGCAUUGGUCUGUGGGUGGGGUGUUUGAGAAACCAUGGCAACAGACCACCGUUUAAGUGGUUGCAGUGCUGGAGUCUCGCACAGGCAUUGGAUUUGCAGUGGCAUGCCCAGAACCGGUCUUUGAGCAGCACAUCAUGGGCCCUGGUUCCCCCCAACGGUCUUAGGUACCAGAACAUCAAGCAGCCGGCCUUGUCGCACCCCUUCCACCAUGCCAGCCAGGGCCAGCCCCAAAGCCAAAGACCCCCAGUCCUUGACGAGGACUGGGAAGAGACCGUCAGCCUGUGCGUGCUGGUGCGACCAGGACUUGGGGAGUGUGAUGGCCAGCACACCCUGGUGGAGGUGCCUCUGUUUGGGCAGACUAAAUUAGGUGAGCUCUUGGCUCCAGUAGGACUCAGUAGGCCUGUGGAGUUCCUUUUUCCCCUGACCACGGUGGACGGGAGCCGAGAAGAUGACAUCAGCGUUGGAACGAAGACGGUUCAAGUGGGAGGUGCAGAAACAACGAUAAACAAGGGAGGGACUGAAACAGAAAAGAGGGAGAGAGGAUCGUUCCGGAGCCUAUUCGAGGCAGAAGGCUGCCCCGCUCCAUUCAUGUACGGAUCUAGAUUCUACUGCUUCCACUGUCCUGGGAUGGAGCCUAACCCUGGUUACGGGGACAAAUUAGGCCAUGUGAAUGGACUAGAUAAGGAGCUGUCGCUGUUUCUCCCCAACUCUCUGUAUAGCUAUGCAGAGAGAAAGACAAUGGAGGGGAGUCACAGUGACAAGGAGAUGGAGGAUGAGGAGAAACUGGCCUUGAUGUACGAAAAGCUGAGGAUUGAGCUUCCAAGUUUCUUCAUACAGAGUCAUGACUACACCAUGUACACAAAUGAUAUUGAGUUCGUCAACUGCAUUAUAAAUACCAAAACCAGGGGCAGAAUUGUGUACCAGCUGAGCCUGUCCCUGUGGAGGCUAAUGUGUCAGUGUUACUAUGCUGAUGCCCGGUUAGAGGUGCUCAAGUUGACCAAGCACCCAGAGGACAGGAGCAUCAAGGCCAGGUGGAGGGUCCGAGGAUUGCCCUUUCUGUCUCUGCUGCUGAGGUUCUACCGCAAGGACAAAACUGACCUCUACAGGUCAUACGAUGCUUUCUCUACCUUCUACAUUGGUCAUGAUGGACUCAUACACUGCCACAAAGUGGAGAAAGUGAUGAAGGCCCAGCCUCCCAUCCUGCCUAGAGUGACCACCCUGUUAGCGGGGGCACUAGUGGCUCUGGGUGUCCAGGAGCACAGGCCGGCCCUCAACCUCCUACCCCCCCUGCUCUCUUCCCUCCGACAAGGCAGGGACUGAGUGAUGCAGGGAGAAGGGAGUGCGGGGGGGGUUGACAAUGGGAAGGAGACAGCGGGACAGUCAGACACGCCGGAACAUACAUGGCAGACAGACGCAUACACAGACAGACACAUUGACCGACUGCCAGACAGACACAUAGAGAGACAGACGGACACAUAGAGAGACAGACAGUCAGACGGACACAGACAGACUAACAGAAACACAGAUCAGUUGGUACGGAGCUGUAAUGCGGUUCUCCCUGACCCUUAUCACAGUGGGCUCUCUCUCUUGUACACCUCAGAAAAUAAAUAUAAAAUCCAUUGAAAUGUUUCACCUCCACAGCUUUUCAUUUGAAGUCAUUAACUCUCUGGACCUCCAAAACAGUAGAGUAGAAACUACUGCUUUAGUUAUGCAAUCCAGCAAGUCUUGUCAGUACCUUGAGUUAGUCUACGCACAAACAAAUGAAUGCACUGAGUGACUGCUUGUCUACUUGUGAUGUUUAACCACUUCCUGGGGCUGGAGGUUCCUACUGUGCAUAGCCCACUGCUUAUAAAAUAUCAGAUGAAUGGCAUAUAUUAUCUUCACUUUGCUCUGAGAAGACACCGUCAAAUGCUUAAAACAAACAUUGUAAAAAAAUAAUAAUUGAUGUUCACUUCAAAUUUCAUUUUAAAGUUCAAUAGUUUGAGCAUUAUGGGAAAUAAUUCAUUUGUGUGAGUUUGCUUGGGAACUAGGGUUUAAUGGGCACAUGUUUGUAACUGGUUGAGGGGCUGUUAUCCAUCACCACUGGCCAUGUCUUUUUGUGGAUCUUGUUUGAGAGACUCUUGGAUCUCUGCCUGUGCCUGUGUAGAAGGGGCAAAUCCAUUCAAUGGGAUAACUUCAUGCCAUACAGAUGACAAUACGGAUGCGUGACGUUGUUUGUCUGCCUAUCUCUGUACAAACCACUAAAAUACAUUUAUUUUAAAGUGUGCACGUGGAUCUCGCAAUACUUAUUUUUAAGUGUCUUAAAUCAAGUUUCUUCAUUGUGGAGAUGUAACACCUUAGCUUCAUUACAACCUUCGUCCUGCCCUGAUUGAACACGGGUCCAUUUUGGAUGGCAAACUGGCUGUCAGGAAGUGGAGGAAGAAGCUGCAGACUGCCCAGCCUGCAGUAAAUGUUUAACACAUCAUCCUCUUAUGUCUCUGAGAGUGCAACAGAUUUGUUGAACCAAUAGGAUUCAGGAUUCAGUGUGUGGAACAUAUUUGGAAUUGACUGUUUGGGACUAACGCUUCCUUAUUUUCUGAUAAGAAAACAAGUGACUUGAUUGAAUUUGAAGACUUUCAGUUGUAACAGUAUAUACUUAUUAAGGACCUGUAUGUAUAACCAGAAUGUUACCUUCCACUGUAUUUCUACAGUAUGUUUCAGCUGACGACUUGUAUUUGUUUUUACAAAUUGGGUUACAGAGCGUGCCAUGUGUUAGACCUAGCAUAUAUGUGUAGGCAGAACCACGAGAUAUAGAACAUUUGGCUUUACAAUCCUGGAAGACUGUGUGUGUUAAAUUUAGUUCACCGUGAAGCUGUGACUCUGAGCCAAUCUAUCAGUUAUUUAAUUAAAUUCAACACACCUGCUCUUUCUGACUGGUUAAAUCAAAUAUUGGCACUUCCUUAUCCAGCCCUAAUGUUAACAUUCAGCAAUACCUUUACUUGAAAGGGCAAGGCCUUCAAGUAAAGGAAAAAGAAAAUAAUUCUAAUUAUACAUACCUUCUGUGUCGUUUAAGACUUCAUAUGUAUUUAAUGUUUUACUGUGCCGAGACCUGGCUCUAAGGGCCAGAUUCAUCCCAUACGCCCCGUCCUGCUGUGUAUGAUACUAGUUAUGUUCAUUUCUGAAAACGUAUUGGGUUUAAUUACAACCUGUGGUAUGAAACCUGGCUAUUUAUGUGAAUAAAACAAUCUAGUGAUUUU